This is a messenger RNA of Prorocentrum cordatum, 480 nucleotides long. NCBI's taxonomy places the organism in Eukaryota, Dinophyceae, Prorocentrales, Prorocentraceae. The record is from the annotation of a GenBank genome assembly.
AUGAGCGCACGCCUGGUCGCGGGCGCCGCCGCGGCCGCCCUGCCGCUCCACGCUGGCGCUGCCGCUGCGGCCGCCGCCCCCGACGCGGGCGUGCACGUGUUCACGUUCGCGGACCGCUUCCAGGACGGGGAUACGCUCUGCUACCUAGCAAACACCGUUCAGGCCGCGGGCGGCGUGCUCCACGUGCUCGGGCUGCGCGACGGCGGCCCCUCCUUCCGCCUGCCGUGGGGCGAGCUCGAGGGCCCACGCGGUGACGAGCAGUGGCACUUUGCAGACCGGACGAUCAUGCUGAAGAAGCACGUCUUCCUCGCCCGCGCGAUCCGCCGGGUCCCGGCGAACGACACGGUCGUCUUCGUGGACGGCUUCGACGUUCUUUUCCACGGCCCCUGGCGGACCUCCUGCGGGGCUACCGCGCCCUCGCGCGCGCGCGGGGCGUGGGCGCCGGAGGGGCGUGGCCCGUCGUCUUCAGCGGGGAGCUGA